GUCUCUAAAACCAGCACCAGAACUUGCUAUUUUUGGAUCAGUAAAAAAGGUUAUGUGGCACUUUGGGCGGAGCUUAAAUGAGGGCUCCGUCUAUGACAUCAUCACCAGCGAUUGACAGGUCCAGCUGCAUGCCCCCACCCCAACAAUGAUCGACAGGUCCAGCUGCAUGCCCCCACCCCAACGAUGAUUGACAGGUCCAGCCGCUGCUUCUAAAUUUAUGUUAAAACACAUAGAUUAAUUCCCUAAAACUUAUCGUCUAGGCUGUUCACAUACAUUGUAUUAAACAUUGUAUUACAAACAGCACGUCCAUGUUAAACCUGUCAAUCAUCGUUGGGGGGUCAAUGCUUAAAUGGAAGCCUGUGCAUAUCCUAUGGGACAAUCAGUUUGCUCGAGUUACGCUUCUUUCCUGUUAGGGGAUUGUGCCCAUCCAUGUUUUAGAAUAUUUGCACUUUUUGCAUACUGAAAGAAUUUUUUUAAUACCAUUCAAUAAGUAAAAAAUAUGUGUAUGCAUAGUUUAUGCACAAAACCAUUCAUAUGCAUGACCAAUAAAUAAAACCCCAGAUGUUAUGAACUCAACGCUCCACAGCUGAAGUUAGAGAAUUGAGUCCAUGCUGCACAUAACAGAGCUUAACAUCACUAUGCACACAGUCAAGAGAUAGCCUUUCAAUCAACAUCUAAUUUAUAAUAUUGGAAAAACUUAUAAUAUGGGAGAAGUAGGACCCAUAGUUCAGUGAUGGACUCUGCAAGUAAGCAGGACAUAAAUAUUCUGUCCACUGUCCCAUAAUGAGACAAAGUACCAGUACUCUUGAAUCAUCAAAUGUAUCAGUUUAAGGAUAAAACACAAAGCAACUAGAAAAUGUUCCUCGGAAUGUUCCAUUUGACUCCCAAUGCGUUUCACUACUGUUCUCAUCAUCUCCAAAUCUGAGGUAAAAAAUGAGAAUUUGACUAUUCUGAGGCUCUUCUAACGAAGUCAUCAGAGUGUUGGAGUCGCUAUCCAGGUCACGAGACAGCCAUCAUUACCGGAUAUGUUAGCAUGCUAUUCCUGACUCCUUCCCUAGCGCAGUGUCAGUGAUGAUUAGCCUAGAUUCCGACCCUUGAAGGUGCGAGGGAGCCUCAGACAGAGUCUGCCUGCUGCUGUUUGCAGCCAUUACACGGAGGGCUGGUCUGGCUAAGGUAGCAGAAUCAUGUGGCAGCAUUUCAUAGCACACCGCUCUCUGCAGAGAGCAGCAUGUUCUCAUAAAAGAUGAGAGAUGUGCUGUCAUAAAACUCUACCAAGCACGCUUUAUAACAAAAGCUCCAGGGCUGAAAUUCACACUUGGACUAUACUUGCACCCCUUAAUGCUGCUUCAAGCUGUGUUCCAGACACGGUUUAUGAUAGCAAUUCUUUCCCAGCAUAAAGCGAAAUCUGUUCAAUACUAUGUAACCAUAAAAAUGCAAGCACAAGCCCAGAACCCCUGAGCUGAAGGAAAUUGCAUUCAUCCAGUAAUGAACAUAAAAGAGAUGCAUUAUUGAAGUGUGAUUUUGUUACUGCUGUAUUAUCAUCUUGGCCAUUAUUGUUACUUUCAGUUUUGUUAUUACACUGCAAAAUCUGCUGUAUAAUAACAAUUUGACUCAAUUUAUUGCCAGUCUAACACUGCUGGUUUUACUCUGUGUAUAAGAAUUGCAAAAUUGUCAGAUGCCAAAGGAUAUAUAAUAAUGAGUCAUUUCUUAUGCAGUGUGUUGUGUAGAGUUUUAAGAUAUAUACUCAAAGGAUUCUGGUAUUACUUCAGGCAUAUCCCCGCUUUGUGCAUUAGCAUCAUCCGUGAAUUGGUGGAUUGCCCCACUAAGGUAUAAAAUUGUACAGAUAGGCAAGUAAAGAAAUCCAGUUUAAUAAAUCCUUGGCAUCCCUCGACAGCUUUACCUUUCCAAAAGAGGUGCAUGUCUAUUCACCAGCAGCAGCGGAGAUGGCGUCUAAACCCGCUGAUAAUCCCCUGGUAGCCAGCGGUCCACCAUGUCUCUCCAUAACAACAGAUGGCCUUCAUAAUCUGAUGUUGCUAUCUGACUUUGAUUCCACUGAAGCACAAGAAUCUAACAGUGAAAAUAUUCUGUAGUCAUCAGCUAUGCUGGAUGCAUCAGCUAUACUGUGCUUAUUUUGUUACUCUCCUUCCCAGUUCUUUGGUAUGCGAUGCCCCAUUUGGGGCCACAGCUGUCAUUAGUGACCUACCUGCAGUGCAGUGUGUGUCCUCCUGUUUGUUUUUCUAAUCCGCAUCACUGUUGAAGUGCUGAAGAGGGAUAAUCACUCACAUUUUGGAAUUCUGAGUGCUGAAAGCCGGUCUAGUUCUCUGCUUUCCUCUAUGUGUAUUUUGCUAAGCCAGUACUGCAGCUGUUCCCAUGAAGGGUGUUUGGUAAUGCAGUGCAGGACAGUGAUCUCCAAAGGUUUCUGUGGCAAGAUAUUCAUUCGUAUUUUAGUGAGAGCACAAUUUGUGCCAGGACGCACAUCAAAAACUACAUCUGAGACACACAACAGACACCGGCAUACAGGAAGCGUUGCUGGACCUUCCCGAACCCAUGAACACAUGCUCACGUCCCGCAGAAACGCCACCUGCGCCAGGUACAGUAUCGCGCUGCGACACAGGCGGAAAUUAACGUCAAUCGAGACGCGGUCUCUGAACUUAAUUACCAUGGAUCUGAGGAAUGACCUGCAGAACCAAGUCAAUGAUGUUAUUUCCCGGCUGAGUUCCAAACAGCUCUUUCAGUCAGACUGGGACAUUGCUGCUUUUGCCGUGUUUUUCAUCUUCAUAGGUGUGGUCCUUCUGCUCGUAAUACUGGUUCUUGUUCGCUUUUGCUGCUGCUGCUGCUGCGACGCGAUGGAAAAGCCUCGCAGGCAAAAGGUGGGGAUUGAAAACAUGGCACUGGAGCCAUAGGCAGAGCCGGGGACCAUCAGAAGACUGACUGCUAUUUCUGCAGGGGGUGGGGGGCAGCAAAUACCAUGCAGAAAAUCAGCUUAACCAAAACUUUGAUUCUGCCCAUUUCAAUGAAGGCAUACUAGUCUGUACAUUAGAAUAUAUACAGUACUGUGCACACGUCUCGGGCAGUCAGAGAACAUGUCUGAAUGAUCUUCAUGUUGGUGUAAAACUAUGAUAUUAUGUCUGUUGGAGUGUGUCAGCUUAGCCAUUUCAGCCUCCUCCUAAAGUCACCACAGUAUUUGCAGCAACCAUGCAGUACGGCCAUUUAUUUUUUGACUCGACCACUGCUCAUCUUCUUUGGCUAAUCAAUACCACACACAAUUAAUUUAAUUAAUCGAGCUGGUGGUGACAUUUAGGUGAGGCUGAGGAGAGGUUUGGGAACUGAAGCGGUGUUCGUCUAGCCAUCCUGCAAGAUAUUGGUAACUUUUUGGAGAACAGAAGAAAUUGUCUUUUUUUUAUUGUGUUACUGUUAUUUUCCAUAUGUUCUAAGGUUAAGUUGUUUUUUUUCCUGAGUAAAUAUACACUAAAAACCCAGACAAAUAGCCUUAAAACGUUUUCUUUGACUGCCUGAGCCUUCUUCAUGGUACUGUAGAAGUACCAAAAAGGAACCAUAAUACUCAAAUCAGUUUGUUCUAAUUUAAGUAGUAUUGUAAAUAUGGAGGAGAUUCUACAUCUAAUCUUAUGUGGCUUUAAUGUAAGUGGAACCUCUUUUUACCAGGAAUGUCAAACAUUUGGGCGCUGACAUUUAGGCAUCACAUACAGUAUAUAGAAUAUCAGGUAUAGAAUAUCAGGUAUAGAAUAUCUUUCAAUGCUUGUAAACAUCAGUGGAGGGUAAUCGGGCGAGGCUGUCCUGCACUGAUAUGGAGGAUAGGGUGUCGGUGGGUGACAGAUCCAGCAAGCUCCACUGAAACGCUGCCACUGAAAUUUAAGGACGAUUAAUCAGUCUGUGUAAUCAGUCUUCAGGCCAUAAAUGUGUAUUUAAUGUCUGUAAAUUUGCUUCUUUGUACUUAUUUCAAUAUCUUUGUAUUUAAACAAAAUGGCACAAUCA
Paramormyrops kingsleyae is the source of this 3993-nucleotide messenger RNA. It is a transcript of the gene smim22, whose product is annotated as small integral membrane protein 22. Gene Ontology annotation, biological process: regulation of cell population proliferation. Lineage: Eukaryota; Metazoa; Chordata; Actinopteri; Osteoglossiformes; Mormyridae. The record is from RefSeq and is a predicted model, not a curated record.